UUGUUAUUGUUCAUCAUGCCUGUACAGUUCACCAUUCACAUACAGUUUAUCGACUAUGAGACGGACUUUCUGCCCUUUUUGCCUAAAGGAGUUCAUAACUGGAACUAACUUACGACGCCUUUCAACAACCUCGGCGGGAUAUUGGCUUGUCAUGAAGAACCGGGUGCCUUUCAACUUUUUAGACAGGGCAAGCACUUCAUCUUUUCCCUUGGAGCUAGCGAACUUUACGACCAUAGGUCUUGGUUUACCUUGCUCCUUUCGCUGUCCUAGUCUAUGUGCCCGCUCAAGUUGGAUCUUUCUUGCCGUUUCGUCAGGAAAGUCCUGACGAGGGUCUCCGCCGCACCUUAUUACGGCCUGCUUGUGUCCCCCGGCCAUGGCACAGCAGGACAGAGCUGCCAAGAAGGACCCCAUGAUGGCCACUCUGAACUCUCAUUUCACUGUGGGGUCAGAGGACAACUCAGAGGAUGAGGGAAAGACUGACAUACAGCUGGAAGACAAGGAUGCUCGUUCCAUUUCACCAUCAUCUGGGAGCUCAGACAGCACGUACGAAAUGGGCUUUGACCAAGUGGACCUUCAAAAUCUAAGGCCGAGCAUGUCAGGCUUACAUCUGGUGAAACACAGCAGAGAUCGUAGACGCAUUGAUUUACAAAGGGACUUCACCGUUGCUUCUCCUGCUGAAUUUGUCACUCGCUUUGGUGGCAACAAAGUUAUAGAAAAGGUGCUUAUUGCUAAUAAUGGAAUUGCAGCAGUCAAGUGCAUGAGGUCUAUUCGUCGCUGGGCCUAUGAGAUGUUCCGUAAUGAAAGAGCUAUUCGUUUUGUGGUGAUGGUGACCCCAGAGGACCUCAAAGCUAAUGCAGAGUAUAUCAAAAUGGCAGAUCAUUAUGUGCCUGUGCCUGGAGGGACCAACAACAAUAACUAUGCCAACGUUGAACUCAUUCUGGACAUUGCAAAGCGGAUACCUGUUCAGGCUGUAUGGGCUGGCUGGGGUCAUGCCUCAGAAAAUCCCAAACUUCCAGAGCUGCUUUCUAAGAAUGGCAUUGCUUUCAUGGGUCCCCCAAGUCAGGCAAUGUGGGCUCUAGGAGACAAAAUAGCUUCCUCCAUUGUAGCUCAGACUGCUGGCAUCCCAACCCUGCCCUGGAGUGGGACAGGUCUUACUGUAGAGUGGACAGAGAACUGCCAAAAGAAAAAGCUCAUUAAUGUCCCGCAUGAACUGUAUGAACUUGGCUGCAUUCAGGAUGUAGAGGGUGGACUAAAGGCUGCAGAUAAAAUUGGGUACCCUUUGAUGAUCAAAGCCUCUGAAGGAGGUGGAGGAAAAGGCAUUCGUAAAGUCAACAUAGAGGAUGAUUUCCCUAAUCUCUUCAGACAGGUACAAGCCGAAGUUCCAGGGUCACCUAUAUUUGUCAUGCAGCUUGCUAAGCACGCCAGACAUUUGGAAGUCCAGAUCCUUGCAGAUCAAUACGGCAAUGCAAUUUCUCUGUUUGGUAGAGACUGUUCAGUGCAGCGGCGGCACCAAAAAAUCAUAGAAGAAGCUCCUGCUACUAUUGCAACCCCAGAUGUCUUUGAAGAUAUGGAAAAGUGUGCUGUAAAGCUGGCUAAAAUGGUGGGGUAUGUGAGUGCGGGUACAGUGGAAUAUCUCUACAGUCAAGAUGGCAGCUUUUACUUCCUUGAGCUCAACCCUCGUCUUCAGGUGGAACAUCCCUGUACGGAGAUGGUGGCGGAUGUAAAUCUCCCUGCAGCACAACUCCAGAUUGCCAUGGGAAUUCCUCUUCACCGAAUCAAAGACAUCCGGAUGCUUUAUGGGGUCCAUCCAUGGGGAGAUUGUCUGAUUGACUUUGAGGGUCUGUCCACUGCCCCUUCACCAAGGGGACAUGUCAUUGCUGCACGUAUCACCAGUGAAAACCCAGAUGAGGGAUUCAAGCCUAGCUCUGGAACAGUACAAGAACUCAAUUUCCGUAGUAACAAAAAUGUGUGGGGCUACUUCAGUGUGGCAGCUGCUGGUGGGCUACAUGAGUUUGCUGAUUCUCAGUUCGGACAUUGUUUCUCAUGGGGAGAGAAUCGUGAAGAGGCCAUCUCUAACAUGGUGGUGGCUCUAAAGGAAUUGUCCAUCAGAGGAGACUUCAGAACAACCGUAGAAUACCUCAUCAAGUUACUAGAGACUGAAAGUUUUCAACAGAACAGUAUUGACACAGGCUGGCUUGACCGGCUCAUUUCAGAGAAGAUGCAGGCAGAACGACCUGACACCAUGCUUGGAAUUGUGAGUGGUGCACUUCAUGUAGCGGAUGUUAACUUGAGAAAUAGUGUGUCCAACUUUCUGCAUUCACUUGAGAGGGGUCAAGUGUUACCUGCCCACACGCUGCUCAACACUGUGGAUGUAGAACUCAUCUACGAGGGCAUUAAAUACGUUCUGACAGUGACGCGUCAGUCUCCAAACUCCUAUGUGGUGAUUAUGAACAACUCCUGUGUUGAGGUGGACGUUCACAGGCUCAGUGAUGGAGGGCUGCUGUUGUCCUAUGAUGGCAGCAGUUACACCACCUACAUGAAAGAAGAAGUGGAUAGGUAUCGAAUUACUAUCGGAAACAAGACUUGUGUUUUUGAGAAAGAGAAUGAUCCUUCACUGUUGCGAUCUCCUUCUGCUGGAAAACUCAUUCAAUACACUGUUGAAGAUGGUGGCCAUGUUUUCUCUGGGCAGUGCUAUGCAGAAAUAGAGGUUAUGAAGAUGGUGAUGACCCUUACUGCUUCAGAGUCUGGCUGUAUACACUACGUAAAAAGGGCUGGAGCAGCACUGGAGCCAGGCUGUGUCAUUGCCAAACUACAGUUGGAUGACCCAAGCAGAGUUCAACAGGCUGAGCUGUAUACUGGGACAUUACCUUCAAUCCAGGCAGUGGCUUUAAGAGGAGAAAAGCUCCACAGAGUCUUCCACAACACACUGGAUCACCUGGUUCACAUUAUGAAUGGUUUUUGUCUCCCUGAGCCUUUCUUUGGCACCAAGUUGAAAGAGUGGGUUGAACGGCUAAUGAAAACAAUGCGUGAUCCAUCUUUGCCGUUGUUGGAGCUCCAGGACAUCAUGACCAGUGUGUCAGGGCGCAUUCCUCCUGCUGUGGAGAAGGCCAUCAAGAAGGAGAUGGCUCAGUAUGCCAGCAACAUAACAUCUGUGCUCUGCCAGUUUCCCAGUCAACAGAUUGCAAAUAUUCUUGACAGCCACGCUGCCACCCUCAACAAAAAAUCAGAGAGAGAAGUCUUCUUCAUGAACACCCAGAGCAUUGUCCAGUUGGUUCAAAAGUAUCGCAGUGGAAUCCGAGGUCAUAUGAAGGCAGUGGUGAUGGAUUUGCUCAGACAAUAUUUAAAAGUAGAAAUCCAGUUUCAAAACGGACAUUAUGACAAGUGUGUGUUUGCUUUGAGGGAGGAAAACAAAGGUGACAUGGCCAAUGUGCUCAACUACAUCUUCUCUCAUGCACAAGUCACCAAAAAGAACCUACUGGUCACUAUGCUCAUAGACCAGCAGUGUGGCCCUGAUCCCACACUGACGGAUGAGCUGAUGACGAUAUUGACGGAACUAACACAACUUAGCAAAACUACCAAUGCCAAAGUGGCACUGCGUGCUCGCCAGGUCCUCAUAGCUUCACAUCUACCAUCAUAUGAGCUUCGACACAACCAAGUGGAGUCCAUUUUCCUGUCUGCCAUCGACAUGUAUGGACACCAGUUCUGCAUAGAGAACCUUCAGAAACUGAUCUUGUCAGAGACCUCCAUCUUUGAUGUUCUGCCUAACUUUUUCUACCACAGUAAUCAGGUGGUAAGGAUGGCUGCUCUAGAGGUUUAUGUGCGAAGAGCCUAUAUUGCUUAUGAGCUCAACAGUGUCCAGCACAGACAACUGAAGGAUAACACAUGUGUAGUAGAGUUCCAGUUCAUGCUCCCCACCUCCCAUCCAAACAGAGGGAACAUCCCCACUCUAAACAGGAUGUCAUUCUCGUCCAAUCUCAACCACUACGGCAUGGUACAUGUGGCCAGUGUCAGUGACGUUCUGCUAGACUCAUCCUUUACUCCUCCAUGUCAACGGAUGGGAGCAAUGGUGUCCUUCCGCAGCUUCCAGGAGUUCACAAAGAACAUUACAGAUGUGUUGAGCUGUUUUUCUGACUCUCCACCACCAAGUCCAACAUUUCCAGAGGGAGGUAAUCCAGUGCUAUAUGGUGAAGAAGACAACAAGAGCAUUCAAGAUGAGCCAAUCCACAUUCUGAAUGUUGCCAUAAAGACGGACAGUGACAUUGACGAUGAUGGUCUGGCAGCCAUGUUCCGGGAGUUCACUCAGUCCAGGAAAUCCGUGCUGUUUGAACAUGGCAUCCGCAGACUGACGUUCCUUGUUGCCCAGAAAGAUUUCAGGAAGCAAAUCAACUAUGAGGUGGACCAAAGAUUUCAUAGAGAAUUCCCAAAGUUCUUCACAUUCCGUGCCAGAGACAAGUUUGAAGAGGACAGGAUUUAUCGUCACUUGGAGCCAGCUCUUGCCUUCCAGUUGGAGCUUAAUCGCAUGCGUAAUUUUGCACUGACCGCUAUCCCAUGUGCCAAUCAUAAGAUGCAUUUGUACCUGGGUGCAGCCCGGGUAGAAGUGGGUGCAGAGGUCACAGAUUACCGCUUCUUUGUGCGAGCUAUCAUUCGACAUUCUGAUUUGGUCACAAAGGAGGCCUCUUUUGAGUACCUCCACAAUGAGGCAGAGCGGCUGCUACUUGAAGCCAUGGAUGAACUUGAAGUAGCAUUUAACAACACAACUGUGCGAACGGACUGCAACCAUAUCUUUCUCAAUUUUGUGCCCACUGUCAUUAUGGACCCCUCAAAGAUUGAAGAGUCUGUUCGCUCUAUGGUGAUGCGAUAUGGCAGUCGACUGUGGAAGCUGCGUGUCCUUCAAGCCGAGCUGAAAAUAAACAUCCGCCUGACGCCAACUGGAAAACAGAUCCCCAUUCGGCUGUUUCUGACCAAUGAAUCGGGCUAUUACCUGGACAUCAGCCUCUAUAAGGAGGUCACUGACUCUAGGACGGGACAGGUGGGGCCCAAAGAUGGUCAGAUUAUGUUUCAAGCAUAUGGAGAUAAACAAGGUCCGCUGCAUGGGAUGCUGAUCAACACGCCGUAUGUGACCAAAGAUCUGCUGCAGUCCAAGAGGUUCCAGGCACAGUCUCUGGGCACCACCUACGUCUAUGAUUUCCCUGAAAUGUUCCGACAGGCUUUAAAAAAGUUGUGGCAGCAAACCCAGAAUUUUGCCAAUUUACCCAAACCCCCUCUACCGUCUGAGAUGUUGACGUUCACAGAGCUAGUGCUGGAUCCACAGGGCCAGCUGGUGCAGAUGAACAGACUUCCAGGAGGCAAUGAGAUUGGAAUGGUUGCCUGGAGGAUGACCCUGCGUACUCCAGAGUACCCUGGAGGCCGUGAGAUUAUUGUCAUAAGUAAUGACAUCACACACAAGAUUGGCUCUUUCGGACCCCAGGAGGACAUGCUGUUUCUGAGAGCAUCGGAAAUGGCACGAGAGAGUGGCAUUCCGCGCAUCUACAUCGCCGCCAACAGCGGAGCUCGGAUCGGCCUGGCAGAGGAGAUACGGCACAUGUUCCACGUAGCCUGGCAAGAUCCUGAUGACCCAUAUAAGGGUUUCAAGUAUCUGUACCUAACACCACAAGAUUACAAAAAGGUUUCCGCUCUAAACUCGGUGCACUGUGAACAUGUGGAAGAUGAGGGAGAAUCCAGGUACAAGAUCACAGACAUCAUUGGGAAGGAUGAGGGGCUCGGUGUGGAGAAUCUCAAAGGCUCAGGGAUGAUUGCUGGAGAGUCGUCUCUAGCCUAUGAAGAGGUUAUUACUAUGAACCUGGUCACGUGUCGGGCCAUAGGGAUUGGGGCCUAUCUGGUGAGGCUUGGGCAGAGAACUAUUCAAGUGGACAAUUCACAUAUUAUCUUAACUGGAGCCGGGGCACUCAACAAGGUGCUGGGCAGAGAAGUGUACACAUCCAACAACCAGCUUGGUGGAAUUCAGAUCAUGCAUAACAAUGGCGUGACUCACUGCACAGUAUGUGACGACUUUGAGGGAGUCUUCACCCUUCUACAAUGGUUGUCCUAUAUGCCAAUGUGUAAAACAAGCCCAGUACCUGUCAUCGCUGCCAAAGACCCUAUAGAUCGCCCAGUGGAUUUUGUUCCUACUAAAGCUCCCUAUGACCCUCGCUGGAUGUUGGCAGGGCGUCCUAGCCAGUCACCAAAGGGCUCCUGGCAAAAUGGCUUUUUCGAUCACGGCUCCUUUAUGGAAGUCAUGCAACCUUGGGCACAGAGUGUUGUGGUGGGCAGAGCAAGACUAGGAGGAAUACCAACUGGAGUGGUAGCAGUUGAAACUAGAUCAGUGGAAUUGUCCAUCCCUGCUGAUCCAGCCAACCUGGACUCCGAAGCCAAGAUAAUUCAGCAGGCGGGACAAGUGUGGUUCCCUGAUUCUGCCUUUAAAACAGCCCAGGCCAUCAAGGACUUCAACAGGGAGGGCCUACCUCUAAUCGUAUUUGCUAACUGGAGGGGAUUUUCUGGAGGAAUGAAAGACAUGUACGACCAGGUGCUGAAGUUUGGAGCUUACAUUGUGGAUGGCCUUAGAGAAUACAUGCAGCCGGUGCUGGUGUACAUCCCUCCACAGGCAGAACUGAGGGGGGGCUCAUGGGUGGUCAUUGACCCCACCAUCAACCCUCGCCACAUGGAGAUGUAUGCAGACAAGGAUAGUCGUGGAGGAGUGCUGGAGCCUGAGGGAACAGUGGAGAUCAAGUUUAGGAGGAAAGAUCUUGUGAAGACCAUGAGACGAGUAGACCCUAUUUAUAUGAGCCUGGCUGAACGACUAGGAACUCCAGAGCUGAGCCCUCCUGAUCGUAAAGAACUGGAGACCAAGUUGAAGGAGCGUGAGGAGUUUCUGUUGCCCAUCUAUCACCAAGUGGCUGUGCAGUUUGCAGAUCUUCAUGAUACUCCCGGACGCAUGCAAGAAAAAGGUGUUAUUACGGACAUACUUGAAUGGCAGACCUCUCGUCAGUUCUUCUAUUGGCGUCUGCGUCGGCUGUUGCUGGAGGACACAGUGAAAAGAAAGAUCCAUCUGGCCAACACAGAGCUGACGGACGGACAAAUCCAGGCCAUGCUGCGGCGCUGGUUUGUGGAGGCUGAAGGGGCUGUGAAGGCCUAUCUAUGGGACAACAAUGAGGAGGUAGUGAUCUGGCUGGAGAAACAGCUGACUGAGGAAGAGGGGGCCCGCUCUGUCAUCGAUGAGAACAUCAAAUACAUCCGCCGAGACCAUAUUCUCAAACAGAUCCGCAGCCUUGUCCAAGCCAAUCCUGAAGUUGCCAUGGAUUCCAUCGUUCACAUGACUCAGCACAUCUCCCCGACCCAAAGAGCCGAGGUGGUGCGGAUCCUGUCCACGAUGGAAUCAGCCUCAUCCUAACAGGAGCGAAUCUCUGUCCCCUUAUCGUUCCCCCCUGGACUAAAUUCUGUUUCUGAGUAUGGAGGAGCCAACAUGAAGUCCUGAGCAGUUUUCUGGUUACUAAUGAACUGUUGGCUGUGAUCCCCAAAUAUCUUAAAUUCACUUGAACAAAAGUUCUGAAAUCUAUUGUAGAGAAUAGAGAUUGAUAAAAGUACAGUGCAGGGCAGUGCACUGGUAAUGCUCAUGAGCAGGAAUAAAGGGUGAUCCGCAUUUUUCUGAUAAAUGUGCUGUAGCUAAAUUCUUGUAAAGAAAAAGGCUGGAUCCAAUGCAUCCAAUGAUACAAUGCAAAGUACAUCACACUUGAUGCUUAUGGAGCUGAAUAUUGGACAAGUGACUAUUUUAGGCUGGGCGAUAUGGCAAUGAAAUCGAAUCAUGAACUAUUCCUUUUGUCAAUGUGCAAUUUUGAAGAUGUUGUCAUGUUUUGAUUCAAUAACUCACAUUUUCCUACCCACUCCUCGUACUGGUCAGCUUCUGUAUUGGUUUGAGUGACUGACAGGAUUUAAAGAAUAACAGCGAAGAGUUAACUCUCAAGAGCAGGAUGACAUUAUUAAAAUGAAAUUAUGAUCUGGCAUUAAGAAAAUUGUGAUCAUAUUUUUUGGCAUAUCGCCCAUCCCUAUGACUUCUACAAAUGUAUCUAUGUCUAUGUCUGAUUAGUGUAUUUUGUACAUGUAAGAGCUACCAAUAACUGUCAGUGUCUAGAAAGAUUAUAGCCUAGGAUAUUUUUUGGAUUUGAUAAUCAGCUGCCUUGUUUUUUUAAAUAUGCAGUUCAGAUAAUGACUUCGGCACUACUUUGGUUUUUGACAUACGCUUGCUCUAGACUGGCAAGCGCUUUGAUGACCGACGAAUCGACAAAAGGCAACACAUUUUCCUGAGGGCGUUGGCGAGAAAAAAGGGAAUUUUAACAAUCAAGCAGGGAGCACUUAGUUACUGAAGAAAGACGAGGAACACUAUAAUGGAGUUGGACAGGACAGCCCAGCAGGGAGUAGGGAAGCGUCUCUUUUUAGACCAGGGGCUUGUGGAGGUUUCCCUGCAGUGAGCCAUGGGCAGCACGCCACACAACAAAACCACAGCUGCCCCUUCUGUUCACACUCAAACAGUUCACAUAUGCUGCACUUUACCGUCAUGUUUCCGCACACUACGCCUCACUCACGCAUCUGAUGAAUAGAAUUACACGCACAAAGUCAUAGUUGUAACAAGGAAGGUGCAAAGUGAGGCCACGCUCUUGGUAAACACCUGACUCUAUAGGGUAUUUUAACUUAAUUUAUAUUAUAGACUUGUCAUCGUUAAAGGUGCAAUGUGUAACUUCUCUGGACAGGGUCUCCAUGGAGAUGUUAAUGCUUUGGUUUAAAUUGUCCACAGUAUGGUAUUAAACAAAUCUCUCGUGCAUUUAUUCAACUACAGGUGUUAUUCUUUGCUCUAAAAUAUUUGAAAAAACAUCCAUUCUUACUGUGAGUGGAGUUAACUCUCCACAAAUCUAACCUGUAAUUUGGCUUGCAAGUCUCCAUGAAGAUUUAUAAGUUUACAGUUAUAAAUCAACUUUUCUUUGGAUUUAAAUCAAGGUGGCAUGCCCCCUCCAGAAAGUUACGUGAUACGAUGUGUCAAAAUGUAUUGGUAUUGAUAAUAAUUCAAAAAAUGUUAAUAUUAGGUAACACUUUAUAAUAUCUACACUUUUAAUAGCCUUAAAAAGCAUGAGUAAAAACAAAAUUCACAAUGAACAAAGACAUUAUUAAGCAACUACUACUCUAACUACUAAGCCCAUAAUGAAGUAGUUGCUUACCCAGAAUCACUCUUAAUAAACUAUUUGUUCAUUCUAAAUUUGUUCAUGCAUUAUUAAGGCAAUUAAGGUGUAGUUAAAAGUGCACUAUGUAACUUUUUGGUUGGGGGUCCUCCACCUGCUUGUUUCUAUAGAUAUGUCAUUGCUCUGCCUGGAAUGCUCCACAGUAUGACAUUCAACCGCUCUACCUUACAUUUAUUAAAUUACAGGUGGGUUUAUGGCUCAAAAAUACUUAGAAAAACAAGCAUUUGGACUGUAAGUGGCAUUGCCUCUCCACAGAUCUGACCUGUAACUUGGUCUGGUUUGGUCUUCAUGAAGACAGAAAGUUACCAUACUGUGAAACAAUCCAUUACCAUGGAGAAAAGCAUUUGACGGACUGUCCACCAGAAAAGUUACACAAUGCCUCUUUAAGUAGUACCUCAUAUUUUGAUAACAUUAUCUGUAGUUUCCAGUCUCUGAAUUUACGAUUUAAGUUUUUAAAAGAUUUAUUUACCUCUGUUAGUUUCUUUGGAUGUUUUAGGGUAAUUGUUUUGGGUUUGAGUGUAAAGGUUUGUGUGAAAGAACAAAAGUUACUUCUUAUUCAGCGUUACUUGUCUUAAAAUUUAACAAAUUUAAAUGUAACAUAUGAAUGAUCUAUUUAAUGUAUAUGCAAUGUUACUUAUUUUUAUGAUAACUUUUCUAAUUGCAAAUUCCUUCCCCUGUUUGACUAACUGAAAAGGCAAGUUAAUAAUUGUUGUAAUUUUCAGGCUUUUUAGGGUACAUAAUGGUGAGAGUGCACAAACCAUGUGAAUGCUUCCUAUAGUGCUGUGCCUUUAAUUUCUUGUAUUGAGUCCAGUUGCUUUGUAUUUGACUGGACUUUUCUUGUGUAGAAUGAGAGUUAUCAACCGUAACCUCAACAGUGACCUCUAAAUGUGUUUCAGAAAAUAAAUCCUAUGUAAUUUAA
This is a messenger RNA of Boleophthalmus pectinirostris (great blue-spotted mudskipper), 10182 nucleotides long. It is a transcript of the gene acaca, whose product is annotated as acetyl-CoA carboxylase alpha. Gene Ontology annotation, molecular function: ATP binding; acetyl-CoA carboxylase activity; metal ion binding. NCBI's taxonomy places the organism in Eukaryota, Metazoa, Chordata, Actinopteri, Gobiiformes, Gobiidae. The record is from RefSeq and is a predicted model, not a curated record. Gene Ontology annotation, biological process: fatty acid biosynthetic process. Bases 374 to 7426 code for a protein of 2350 amino acids. The transcript has 54 exons.